CAGGCUGCAAGAUAACUGUUGGAGACUCUGGUCGGCUGCUACAAUGGACGCUAAUGGCGACUUCCUGCAUAAUUAAUCCAGCAAAGAUAGCAUGAGUGUUUAAAUUUGUCCGCAGCAUCAGUGCGUGUUCGACCAUGGAGUGCAGCAUUUAUUGUCAGAUCUGCUGCACCACAUUUGUGAGGAUAUAUUGUUUUAAGCAACAUCUGUCUUCAGAAAAACAUCGACUGAUGACUCAAGAUGUUUUCCCAAAAGCAACCAUGUGCUUCACUGGCCUCAUACCUGAGAUUGUUUUUAUGCAUCCGAAAAAACGACUUGAUCUUAAUCAACCUGUUGUUGGCCUGUCUGUGAUCACUCUCUGCUUCAGUCCAAUUCCUGCUCUAGAUUUUUACCUCUGUCAUCUCUGUGAGACUAAGUGCAACAACAUUUUAGGCCACAUCUUUUCACAAGAACAUUGCUUCAACUACUGUGUCUACACAAACCCAGAUGACGUGAGUUUCUCCUGGAGACCCGACAUGGACAUGAAGGGCAUUCUUGGGUAUAAGCUCAAGAGGGAAAGCAGUAAACCUGAGAAUCAGAAUUUGCAGGUAUUGCAUUUACCCCAAGUUCUCCUUGAGACAACGAAGUCCUCAACCUACUCAGAAGUGAUGCAAGCUUUAGGUGAAAAUGACAAGCUUGUUGAGAGGUUUGAAGCUAUGCACCAAAGGAGGGUGACUCUCCAGGAUUACAACAGCAACAACUACAGGAAACAUCCUCUUCUUGGACUGCAGCACAUUGUUGAAUGUGCUAGUGUUAAGCCAGGAGAGAAGAAAUACAACCUCUGCACAUUGUGCUGCCUUGUGAUCCCCAACCACAUGAUCAUCAAACACAUACUGAGCUUUGACCACAUUAGCUGCUAUUUUAAAACAUGGUAUCCCUCCACACUGAUCUCAAAGCCCUGCAAGGAUUAUGACACCUUUGAUAAUCUUAUACUUGACUUUGCAAAUCAGGCUGUGAAACUUCAAGCUGCUGAACAUUUUUCUAUGAAGCAAGUGAGCCUUCAGCCCGAUGAGUUCAAGUUGGUGAAUUUCAAGUCCUAUCCACAAGCUUUGAACAGCCUGGAAUCCAUCACAAAGAGCAGCUUAACAAUAAGCGUUAAACCAGGAAAAAAGCUUGAGCAUCAUCCUGUCUCUACUCUAUCAACUGAGAAAGUCAAAUGCCUGCUGCGCUGCCAGAAUUGCAGUAAUGAUUUCAACACUAUCGGCCAGUAUUUAAACCAUCUAGUAAAAGUGAGACACAUUGAGAUGAUGCAGAAAUUUAAUGGGGAAGAUAUGAGAGGACAUCGCUAUGGCCAACGAGGAAGGUUUCACAUGGAGCUGUAUACAUACAUCGGUGACAGUUUGAGGUCAAAUCAGCCACCCAUUGGAACAGCACUGAUUGUGACGUGCAUCACCUCAUGUUCUCAUGCAGAUCCUCUUUAUCUGUGCUUUGCUUGUAAUGAGGCCUUUCCUCAGUCCAUCCUCAGGGAUCAUGUAGACUCCCGAAAACAUCUCAUAAGCACUCAGACGUACCAGAAUCCCUGGAAGCUGCCUUUUGGUUGGGAUGGUGAUCUGGAUGACAAGGUGCUGAGGAUGACCGCAUGGAAAGAUGAGGAGGAACAUAGAAGAAAUAGGGUCUUUCUGAAGGUUUUUGAUGUUCCAUACUCAAUAUUUUUGAGACUUGAUCCUUCUGAUUUCCAACAAGUAUUGGACACCCUUGGACACCACUGCUUGAUACAUAAAGUUCCAAUGUGGAAAACGCACACCGAACUUCAACAGAACAAAACGUUUCCCUUGCUUGGCCUACAGUUCCUCAUUGCGCACAAACUGAUGGUCAGACCAAACAAGCUGGUGGUGGGAUUUUUGUGUUUGCUCUGUGAAAGGAGGCUGUUCAAAGAGGAAACUGAAGCACACGUCUUCAGUCGGGAACAUGUAUCAAAAUUCCUGGACUGUUUUCAUCCGGGCUCACUGAAUUCCUUCACCGUCGACACAGAGACACUUCUGGACUUGGCAAAGCAGGCUGCACAGGUUCACCCUGUGUCAAACGUGCAGGAAAUUGACUUGGAUAAACCAAUCUGGGAGCCAUGUACCUACAAAAAAGCAAAAAUGAUCCUGUCUGCUGCAAAUUGGAGAAAAGGAAAUGGCCAGUGUUUUCCCACAAUUAAGCCAAUGCGGAAACUGGUUCCCAGGAUCCCUCCAAAAGAUGCCAAGAAACAUCAUGAAACAGGCAGCCAGAAAAGCUGCCCUGUCAUUGACACGAAAGAUGUACAAAAUAAAAAACAGAGGAGUGAAAAGGAGACAUCUUCGAGAGAAACUAAAGUCGCUGGCGAAAAAGAAGAAUCUCAAAAAAUGUGUCCUGAGGAUUUAAAAAAUGAAGGUGAGACAGACCUGCCAGUAACGUUGAAGACAGAGGAGUCCAUGAUUGAAAAACCAAAGGAGGUUGCACAGAGCCACGAACAUACUGAAAAGAACAAUGAUGCACUGACUGAACAAGAAGGGAGCUCAAGUAUCGAACAGGAAACAACUCAACUGAAAGACUAUCAACAAAAAAGUGAGACAGAAAAUGGGUCAAGUACAUCUGAAAAAUCCCCAAAUGAAACAAGUCAAAAUGGAGGCAAAAUGAGCCCGAAAAGACAGCCGCUCACCUCCAAAGAGGAUUUGUGUUCCAAAGAAUCCACAGAAAUAUCAACUAAUUGCAAAAAAGUGGAAAACACAGAUACAACUGACGGGGAAGAGAAGCACAAGGAGGUUAUGGAUAGAGUGUUAAAAACGUGUGUCGAAUGGCGCUGUGGUGAACUGGAGUCGAUCUUCCUCUGUGGGCACUGCUUGCUGAAGAUCCCAAAGAAGGAUAUCAACAGUCAUCUAGAAGGAGCUCACCACCCGAAGAUGUGUAGACUGGUGGUACAUCUUGAAGAAGAAAUGUACGGUCAAAUCUCAAAUAAAAGCUUCCAGUCAGCAUCUCUUCAAGACUUCCUCUACAAAGUGAUACAAAAGACGGUGAGACCAGACCAUUGGUUCAACAGUGGGUCGUCUCUCAGGUCCUCUGCUCAGGCCUGUGUCACGCCUAACGUUUCAGCAGCACCUCGCAGCAAACAGAAAGUCAAGGAAAAGGUGGUGUAUAAUUCAGAAGAGGGUGGCGCAGCUCCAGACGCAUCUGAAAUGACUGCAGCCAAGUGCAGACCGGACCACGGGACAUCAUCCGACACCGAGAACGCCCACACUUGUUCACCUGCUUCAAGAAGUAACAAAGAGCCCACAGAAGAGAAAAACAAUGCUGGUUCAUGUUCUCAAAGCACAAAAAAUAAAUGCAAAGCAGAUGUUUUUCCAAACAAAAAUAGAUCACUAAGGAUAAAAGCAGCUACUAAAUCUGAAGAACUGGGAGCCGUUCUUUCUACCUGUUCAACGAACAAAUCUACAACAUCUUCUCACAGACUGACAGAAACCGCUUCCGCCACUUCAAAAACAUCCACUCCAACAUCUCCAACAUCUUCCAUGUCACCAAGAAGUAAGAGUGUCACAGCAUCUGAAAAAGCAUGCAACACAGCACCAUCAUCUGACACAGGAUCUACAGGGACACAUAAACCUGAGCGUCCUUCCAAAUGUGCUAAAACAGAAUCCAGAGGCCCAACAGUACCAGAGACUAGGAGAACAUCUUCUGCCACUUCUAAAACAGCUAAAUCACAAGUCAAAAACAUGAAUACUGAAGCAUCUGCGAAGAUAUUGACAGGGGCAAACCCAGAUCCUGAAACAGCUGCUCAUAAAAGGAAACUGCCAGAUGUUCCUCAAAAGUACCCAGAAGAAAUCAAGAAGCCACGGAAAGACCCGCCUCAUGUUCCUCCAAACAAGACGACACUGAGUGGAAACCUUCCUAAAGUUGGAUUAAACCAGCUGAUUGUGGUGUCCUGUGAAAGAAAGCAGCAGGUCUACUGUCUGCUUUGUUCAGUCAAACUGAAUUUGUCCAGUCAGUUUCAUCUGACCAGCUCUGUCCACCAGUACAAAUAUGUGAAAAUGAAAUAUCCCGAAUGGUCUUCAAAGGAGCUGGAGAAACAGUUAAACCACGCCGUACCUCUUUUGGCAGAAGUUGAGAAAACCCUGCCUCACACGCGGAGCGCUCAGAAAUUGGAGGUGGAGAAGAAUGAAUAUCAAAAGUUGGGAAUUCUUGCAGACAGCUUGGCUGUAGAAAGAGUGAAAGCACUGGUGAAACAAAGAGACCAACAGGCCUCAUCAUCGCCUACAGUUGAUAGCUCAGAGCAUCCUUGUCAUGAUGUUUCCAGUCCAUGUGACAUUUCAAGCUCAGGGAUCCCAGCGUUUAAUGAGGAGAUGUCUGACUAUGCAGAUAUUAACCAACCUGAACAAGAGAACAAACAUCAACAGCAGCCAAGCCUGGACCAAGUGUCAGAUAUGGAGUGCAUUUAUGAAGAUCCAACUGUGGCUGCAGGUCAGUCAGUUGGAGGCAAGAGCUUGGAUGAGGAAGACAUGCAAGUGGAUGAUGGGAUUCGAGAUGAACCUGACACUUUCCUGAAAACUGAUCCACAACAACUCUUAGAUCAGUGGAUGGAAGCUGAAGACUUGGCAGAUGUAGUGCAAGAGGAGCUGAUUUCAGAUGCAGAGUCUCUACUUCCUGUUGAAGUUACACCUGCUCUUCAAAGUUCUGAAUCAGAGACCAUCCUGAAGAGUGCAGAAAAGGUACGAGCAGCUGAUUCAUGGAGACACCAGGGCUCAUGCGGUGAAGACGCAGAUGACCACAAUCUGAUUCAGGACCACCGACAAUCAAUGAGCUGCAAUGAAAUUAAUCAAGAUCCAAGCAGUAAAUCUGAAGAUGUAGCAGAAACUCCCCUGCUGCAUCAGUUUAAAGCGCAUGACAAUCGGUCUUAUCGUAAAACACUUUUGAAGGAUGACAUGGAACAACAACAUUGGGAGAGUAAUCCAGCUUCCCAGGAGUCACAGAAAGCUGUUGAAUGUGCAAAGAAAGUAUCAUCUGAAAAAGUCUCCAGUUUUGGGAUGGAAGUUGCCGCAGGACAGCAGAACCAAGCAGGAUUGAGCCACAAAGGCGAACCAGCUCCAAAACUUUGCACACAAUUUGAAGAGCACAGUGCUUCCAAGCUAAAGUCCACUACUUCGUUAGGGAGAAAAGCUCGAGAAUCCAGUCGUUUGUCCAUUUACUUGAAAGCAAGUCGACAGGAUCUUGGGCAGGUUACUGGAAUGGACUCUGUGUGGGAGUGUCAAGGUAUCCGUCUGAAAACCUUCUUCCUGUGUGAAAUCUGUGAGAAGAUGCUCUCAACUCAAGACAUCUGUCAGCAUAUGGUCAGCCUUGACCACCAGCUCAGAUACUUGAGGAGGGAGGACCCAAGGUUCCUGGAGAUGUUUUGGCUGAAGGAUGAUCUCCCUUCAGAUUUUAAAAUGGUAGUUUUAAAGGAAGUUGUCCAAGAGCUCUCGAAGCGGGAGCAAUUCCAUAAAGUGGACGCACAGUGUAUAUUGCUGGGAUCCGAGUUGCAUGAAUUUGUCCGAACGUCUCCUUUCAGUGAAGCAUUAGAAAUUGUGAAAAACAUCACAAAUGAAGAUAAACAAACCUUUUACCUCCCUACCACCGCGGGCCAUCAGAAGAGUGAGUUUCACCAGAACGGGCAGCAGACUGCAGACCUGCAGAGCAUACAAGACUGUCUUCCUACAGAGACCCUGUCAGCUCAAGCACCAGAGAAAAACCAGAAGAGUGAAACGGCUGGUCAGAAUCCAGAAAAAUCCCAUGCUAAAGAGGCAUCUCUGACUGAAGGUUCAAAUGUUGUCGGAAGUGGAAGAACCUCAAUGAUGGACGUGAACUCUUCUUCAACAAAAACUGACCAUGUGGUCUUUCCAGACGCAAUUGUUGGUGCAAAUGUUUCCCACUUAGAACCUUGCAGUACCCCAGCUCAGCAGCAAGAAGUCAAAAAAGCCAUCAGUCAGCUCAAACAAAACCCAUGUCCUAUGGAAGUGACAUCUUCUAACCCAAAAGUGUAUCCAGUUGUUCCUUUGAGCUCUACUCCUGGAGUUGAUCUCCAUCAAGAGCCCUGCAGUAGUUCCCUACAGUCACACUACAAAUCGCCUGUCUCUCAGCUUGAAGAAACCAUUAGCCCACUGGAUUUGAAUGCUUCUUACUCAAAGGCUAAUCCUGUUGUUCCUUUGGGUUCUCUAAAACCCAGUCAGGAGACUUGUGGUGGCCCUCCUCUGCAGCCAGAAUUCAAACCGGCAGUCUCUCGGCUCAGACGAAACUCAAGCUCUGCUGAUGUGAACUCCUCUAACUCAGUAGCUGAUCUGGUUUCUUCAUGCUCAGUAAAUCCCAGUCAGCAGACCUGCAGUAUUUCUACACAGCAUUCACAGUUUACACUAGCUGUACCUCAGCUUCAAAGCUCUGAUCUGGCACAGGUGUCGGAAUCGAUAUCUAAUGCCAGUCCCAACUUGAAUGAGUCCAGAAGAGACAAGCUCCCUCCAACUAAGGCGAGACCAGCUGAUGUGUUGAUGGAAACCUUGUUCACAACAAGCAGCUCACUGAAAGACCUCAUGCCAGCCAAAUGUAUACCAGUGCCAACGACACAUGAGACUGGAUCCAGCUUCCAGUCAGCUUUAGUGUCUUCUUCAGUUAACCCUGUGAAAGGUGAACGCUCUUCGUCUUUGAAGGCUCUGGCUCCACCAGACUGGAAAUUAGUUUCAAACCUAAUCUCUGUGUUAAAACAAAAUAAUUAUAGUCGGUCAGCUUCAAAUAAUGCUGAAAGUAGAGACUCUAUGAAGGUCAGCUGUCCACUUGGUGAACCUAAAGACAGUGCUUCAGUUCCCACUGCUGACGUCAGCGACCCACAGCGGUUACAAAUUAAUGUUCCUCAGGAAGUCUGUAGAAUUGUAAGAAACCCAGAACCCAAUGAGACUGGAAUCGGUCAACUGCCCAUUGACACCAUCAUAACUGCCAGGUCAAACCACAGUAAGCAGACCUGUAAGGGACAGACUCGCACUGAUGUGAACAAUCACCACCUGGUCAGUUUCCUCUCUGAUCCAACACCAAGCCCGACUGACUACAUGGCAGCUUCAGGAGGCGGCAACCCAUACACCCAAGCUCCUUAUCUCCCAAGUGGACAUUUAGGCUCUGAUCUAACACAGGGCCACUUUCCCCUCAGUACCGUAAGCAUUUAUCAGGAGUGUAUCUAUCCAAGCCAGAUUUACCCAGAACAGGCAGUGAACCCCGUCAGCCUGCAUUCAUUUGGAUACAGUUUAACUGCACAGAUGCCUCCAGUUUGGGGGAACAUGGAGAGGCAGCAGUACUACUCCAUGAUGAGGAGGCCACAAAGUGACCCGUAACUUUGUCCAUUUCUGUCCAUAAUAUUUUGUUUACAUGCUGACCGAUCUUUCUCAGCUAAAUUGUUUUUCUUUCUUUUUUUUACUAUACCACAAGCAGCGUUCUGUAUAAAGAGAAUCUGAUUUCACAUUGUGGAGUCAGUGUUGGUUGUGUUGUUUAAACAUGUACAUGUUUAUUUUCUAACCUGUGUCAGAGGCCACAUGGUCGCGUGUUCUAGUUUAAUAUGUUUAAGUGAGCACAUUAUGAAGAGUUUUUCCAACUUGAAAAUAGCAGUAAGCUACUGUAGUUAAUUUUUUUUGCUGCAUUUUUAUAUUGAUGUUUUUUAUUUUUUUUAUAAACAAAUGUGCAAAUGUCUGGUUAGAUACUCAAUAUGUUUUAUUUAUUGAACAAAAUGUGUUUGUGAGACGUUGAAAACUGUGAUCAAUAGGGAAAAUAAAAUAUUAUGAAAAUGCUAAA
Molecule: messenger RNA, 7791 nt
Organism: Girardinichthys multiradiatus
Lineage: Eukaryota; Metazoa; Chordata; Actinopteri; Cyprinodontiformes; Goodeidae
Exons: 50
Coding region: 135-7337 (2400 amino acids)
Molecular function (GO): zinc ion binding; nucleic acid binding
Source: RefSeq, a predicted model, not a curated record